UAGUAUCAAACAGCAAGUAGACCAAGGCGAGAGAAAAGCAUAGAAGGACACAGAAGGAGUUGAUAUUCGGAGAUUAGGGUAACGGACGAGGUGUAGUAGUAAAUGCGGGAAGAUCAGUACUUAGGCAGCGGGCGCAUCGUCAUCGGCAGAAAGCUCGGCGGCUCCACGCGUGCUGGCAGCAGUGAGCUUCAACUCAACCAUUCAUCAGUCCCUCUCCUUCACCACCUCACGCUUCCCCCCUCAACCCUCAGUCCUCCACAUCUUCUUGCUUCUCACUUCUCGAAUCCUCUCGCUCUUCUAGCUUGGAUUUUGUUUUUAUCUACUCUAGCAAAUUAAUCAUGGUAUGUCUUCUGUACCAUUCUUCUUUCCCUGAUCGAGCAAGCUGACAAUCCCUCUAGAGUUCGCCCUUCGAUAUCAG
Messenger RNA from Aspergillus pseudonomiae, 418 nucleotides. RefSeq lists its product as uncharacterized. NCBI's taxonomy places the organism in Eukaryota, Fungi, Ascomycota, Eurotiomycetes, Eurotiales, Aspergillaceae. The record is from RefSeq and is a predicted model, not a curated record. Bases 103 to 336 code for a protein of 77 amino acids. The transcript has a single exon.